Messenger RNA from Seriola dumerili (greater amberjack), 1604 nucleotides. RefSeq names its product peptidyl-prolyl cis-trans isomerase FKBP1A-like. Gene Ontology annotation, molecular function: peptidyl-prolyl cis-trans isomerase activity. The record is from RefSeq and is a predicted model, not a curated record. The transcript is spliced from 4 exons. NCBI's taxonomy places the organism in Eukaryota, Metazoa, Chordata, Actinopteri, Carangiformes, Carangidae. Bases 195 to 518 code for a protein of 107 amino acids.
GCACCGACAUGGAGACUCAACACCCCCACAAGCAGAAAAAAUGACAUUGCAGUAGCUAGACAUUGCUUUAAGCCUGACGAGCCAUGUGAGACAUGUUACACUGAACGGGCCGACCCCUUUACAUUUGACGGAACUCACAUUCACACGGGGAGCUACAGGAAGCGUCAGAGAGCGGCGGCUGCACAGAAAGAACAAUGGGAGUGGAAGUUGAAACCCUGAAACCUGGAGACGGAAGGACUUUUCCGAAGAAAGGACAGACUGUUUCCGUGCACUACGUUGGCACCCUGACAAGUGGGAAAAAGUUUGACUCCUCUAGGGACCGGGGAGACCCCUUCAAAUUCAAACUUGGAGAGGGUCAAGUAAUUCGUGGUUGGGAUGAAGGUGUAGCUCAGAUGAGCCUUGGCCAAGUGGCUAAGUUGACCUGCUCGCCGGACUAUGCGUAUGGCAGCAAAGGAUACCCACCCAUCAUCCCAGGAAAUUCCACUCUCAUCUUUGAAGUGGAGCUUCUGAAUUGCUGAGUGUUUUAAGAUGGUUUUUUUCAUUCCACCCACAUCUCUGAAACAAAUAACUGUUUAAUUAAAGGUGCUGUCAGUAGCAUUUAUGCACAUGGAUAAAUCAUUAUAGAAAAUAUUCUGAUAUCCUGGUAUAAUUGAGACAAAUUACAAACAAACCAUACUAAUGCCAGUGUUAUCAUUGGUGCUAAGAUGACGCUCUUUAAAGACUUAAAAGGAAUAGUACAGCAUUAUGGGAAAAUGUUUUUUUGCUUUCUUGCAGAUUGUUGCAUUAAAAGAUCAACACCACUCAGAUAAGCCAACCAUUAAUACAUAAUAUCUUGUUUGAUUAAUCUGCCCAAAAACCCACGUGUCAAAACGUGGUUUUAAGGGUGGGGUUAUAUGCCAGUCUAUUUCUUGACUUGGUGCAGUAACAGACGGAGCCAGCUGUUUCCAGUCAUUAUGCUACAGUAAGCUCAGCUAAUCAGCAGCUGUCUGUAGCUUACUAAACAGACAUGACUGGUAUCAAUCUGUCUAACUCUUGGCAAGAAAUUGUCCCCAAAAUAUAUAAACAUCCAACAUGUUAAGUAAGCUUUUAGGAUUUAUUUGGCCUUCAUUCUUAUAUUUGCCUGUUAAAUCUUUGACUUAUAAUUCAGUUGUUAAAUAGCACAAAAUAUACAUAAUGGAAUAAGAGCAAAAAACAAAGGAACGAAAAGUAAUAUAAUGAUUUUUGAUGUCAAAAAUGCACAUGUAAGACCUUUUACUAAAAAGUUUAUUUGUAUUUUCCAGCAUGAAUUUAUCCUUUCAAUAGAUGCAUUGAGUCGGCAGCUUAAAACUUUGACACAAGAGACACUUUGUAUGUUUAGAAACAAUAAUGGCUCAUGAUUUAAUUCAUUUUUCAUCUCUACUUGUGUUGCCAUUUAUAAUAUAGGGAACUGAUUUUGAAACCGGUUCCUUAUACUAUACUCUUGGGUCUUUUUGUCAAGUUAUAGGCCUGAAGUGCUCUUGUACUAUGUCAUAAUUCUGAACAUAUUUUAUUUCUUCAUUGUGUCAUCUAAUAGAAAUUGUCUUAUCUGUGGGUAUUGCAUUCUUGCAUUAAAAAAAAAAAGUAUA